UUUAAAGGCAUCAUAUGUAAAUAAUAAAUAAUCCGUUUUGCUCUCUUUAAGUGUUAUCUUCUUCUUUCCUCUCCAAACUCUCUCCCCUUAAUUCAAUUUCAUCAUGAAUUCCAAACCCUAACAUUGAUUUCUCUCACUUUUUUUUUUUAUUUUACAAAAAUCAGCCAUUUCGAACGAACCGCAACAUUCCAUGGACGCGCGACGUGUAUCACGUGCCGUUCCUAGGGUCCGCCAAGUCGGCUUCUUCACCCCCAACGAGCUGCCGCAGCAGCCUGGACCUACUCGGUCUCAAUCAGGUCCUCCAAACUCCUUUUCGCCACCGCUCUCCGGUUCUCCCGCCAGCAACUUCCUCUCUCCGGUCAUGAUCCCGCCUCCCCGUCACCUCUCUGACAACCUUGGUGGGCGCACUGCAGCAGUUCCGGUUCCCGGACGGGAAAACGCUGGAGAACAUGCGACUGUCGGAAGUUACAACCCCUCAGAGUCGGUGUUGGGGUUGGCGUCGCCACCUUCCAGUCGGAUUGGCGACGGAGAGUUGUCUGAGGGUACAGAAUCAUCGUUGGGAUGGUAUCGGAGGAGUAAUUCGGCGAAAUAUGCGUCGAGUUUUCCCGGAGGCGGUUUUGAUUUGUCUCCAGUGAAGCAACCAGAAAGUGUCGCUGGAGUGGAAGCUAAGAAUCCAUUGCCUGAAAAAAGUGAAGUGCAAAAGGAAGAAGCAUCAAAUUCAAAGCCCUUAAAAGCGAAAACAACGAAGGCUGAGAGAUGUGCCCUGCAGGAGUCUCAAAGGGCUACAAAAGCUGCUUCUAAAGUUGAAGCAAAUAAAUCUGGCACAUCUGGAGGAGCAGCUACUUCUAAACCUGUGAAGCAGCCACCACAAAAGAAAGAUGGUCCUCCAGUUGCAUCUUCAAUUGCAGCUUCUGAAAGAAUAGGAGUUGAUCGUCUAGCAGAGAAAGAGAGGAAGAAAGAUGUUCCUCCUCCACGUAUGCAAUUUGAUGAUGAGAGUCGUGUGGGGAAGGCUAAAAGGCGAUCUGUGUUGAAUCAACCUGAAGCUAGGAAUAGAGUCGAACUGUUUCGCCAUCUGCCUCCACACAAAAAUGGAACUCAACUUCCUUAUUUGGAGUCUAAAUUUUUUGAACUUCAUGAGAAGCAUCCUGCUGUUUACAAGGUUGGAUUGCAGUAUUUGACUGGAGAUUUAUCAGGAGGUAAUGCUCGUUGUAUUGCAAUGCUGCAGGCAUUUCAGGAAGCAAUCAAAGACUAUUCCACGCCACCAGAAAAAACCCUUAUCAGAGAUUUAACUUCCAAAAUUAGUGGUUUUGUUUCUUUUCUGAUUGAAUGCCGCCCUCUUUCUAUGAGCAUGGGAAAUGCCAUAAGGUUUCUGAAGAGUCGUAUUGCCAAGUUACCACCAUCUAUCUCGGAAUCAGAAGCAAAAGCAGCCCUUUGUUCUGACAUUGAUCGUUUCAUAAAUGAGAAGAUAGUGCUUGCUGAUAAGGUAAUAGUUAGACAUGCUGCUACAAAGAUUAGAGAUGGCGAUGUUCUUCUGACAUAUGGAUCACCAUGUGUUGUUGAAAUGAUUCUUUUAUAUGCCCAUGAGCUUGGGAAACAGUUCCGUGUAGUGGUAAUAGACUCACGUCCCAUGCUUGAAGGCCAAAAGCUACUUCGUAUGCUGGUGUCAAAGGGCCUGAGUUGCACGUAUACUCAAAUAAAUGCUAUUUCUUAUAUCAUGCAUGAAGUCACUCGAGUUUUCCUCGGUGCUUCCUCAAUAUUGUCUAAUGGGACUGUAUAUUCGAGGGUUGGGACUGCAUCAGUUGCUAUGGUUGCUUAUGCAUUCCACGUUCCAGUUUUGAUCUGUUGUGAAGCAUAUAAAUUUCAUGAGAGAGUGCAGCUUGAUUCAAUCUGCUUUAAUGAACUAGGUGACCCAGAUGCCAUAGCAGAGGUCCCAGGAAGAGUGUAUGUGAAUUAUUUGGAUAAUUUGACUGAUAAACAGAAGGAAAACCUUGAACUUCUUAAUUUAAAAUAUGAUGCUACUCCGUCAUAUUAUAUCUCUAUGAUUGUCACCGAUUAUGGCACGAUCCCUCCUACAAGUGUGCCUGUUAUAGUGCGUGAGUAUCGAAAGGAGUACUUGUUGAUAUAGAGUUGCCACAUUUUUGCACAUAGAUUCAUGAAGCAAUCCUCCUUUGGGAAAAUGGGUACAUGUUUGAGGAUAUUUUGAUCACUUAGUUUAGCACCUUUGUUAUCCAUUCUUUACUUCCAAAUCAUAAUUUAAUGCCAUGUCAAAUUAACUAUGUUCUAAAAAGAGUAAGUAGAACGAGUUUAUGGCCUAUAAUGGUAGUUUUGGCGUUUCUUUUGUAUAUGCAUGUUUGAUUUCUUUCUCGAUUCGGACCAGGAGUUGAGAAUCACCUUCUAGUUUCCGUUAGUUAAAUGUCGUGAAAAGGAAAAAGCUCAGACUCUUUUAAGUUUUCCAGGCUCGGAAAAUGUUAUCUCGGACCAGAUGGGAUAAUCAUUGCCAAUUGCUAGUGCUGGAUGUUAAUAUGGGAAAUUAGGAAAAUUAGGAAUUGUGUGUUUUUCAGAGAGCAAUGUUAAUUUGUCAUACACAUUUUCAUGCUAGACGUAGAUGCAAACAUCAUUUUUAAGGGUGAUUAUUUGUUAUAUUUAUUCGGAUGGAAUGUCGGAUAAACAAUGGCUUGCUUCGAGAGCUUCCCUCUUCAAGAAGUUUAGCCUGUGGAUAUAUUUUUUUAAAUUUGCAGUAUCCUGUGGAUAUUUUUUCUUU
This is a messenger RNA of Durio zibethinus, 2761 nucleotides long. RefSeq lists its product as uncharacterized. The record is from RefSeq and is a predicted model, not a curated record. NCBI's taxonomy places the organism in Eukaryota, Viridiplantae, Streptophyta, Magnoliopsida, Malvales, Malvaceae.